UAACAUCAUCUCGCUUUUUUUGCCAGCAUUGUGCUUCGUAUAAAUUACCGUUGCAAUUGUCUUGUAUGCUGUUAGCAUCUUAAGUUAAUUGUAAGCGAGAAUUCUAAAAACGGCUGUGUAUUCAACCGGUUUUAGCAGCUGAGAGCAGUAGUUGUUGCUAAUGUCAUGCACGCUUGCUAACAAUAGCUACAUUCCUAUGCUAGCUAAUAAGCAACGAAUUCUUGUUUUCUUUCACGCGGAGAAUUACGGCGCAGAUUUUAAGUUUAAUUCAUUAACUUAGGUUGAGAAAUGUGUCAUUUAGCAACAUUUUCGUUUUUCGUUCCGUCUUUUACCAGGAAGAACCUGACAUCGUUCAUCUGCCCCCUCAAGCCCCAGAAACCAAUGUCAAGUGGUUGAGAUGAUACUCCUUUAAAUGGACUGACUCCAGUUGGAGAGGAUCUCUGAAUUGUCAGUAGGACAUUACUUUGGAGGAUCUGCAGGCCCACACUGGAGCAUAAAUGAACGAGGAAAGCGUUCAGAACCAGGCACCAGCCAGUGAGCCUGCAGAGAAUGAUGAGGGGGAAAACACAGAUAACAUCAGCCCUGAAGCAGAAAAUACUUCUGCGGAAGUCCCUGCACCCUCCGCUGAAGUCCCUGCACCGUCUGUGGAAGUCCCUGCCCGUAGUGAUGCCACAGAGGAAAACCUCAGCUUAAGCCCCGCUGUCGAAGAACCUGUAGCAAGAGUCAAAGAGGAGAAUAAAACUGUUGAGGCUGAGCCACCAGUGGACUGGUUUGAGCCACUUGAAGAUGAUGAUGCCCACAGCUUUGGUGGAAAUGACCCAGAGGAGGAAAGCUUGGCUGGAGAAAGUGAGAGGAGUGAGAGUAUUGCAGGCAGCGAGAAGACCAGGAAAAAGAUGUUUCAGCUUCAAGUCCCUCGGCGUAAGCGAACACAUCCUGAUGAGGGAUGGGUGGAUUGGCCGUCGCUUGGGGACGGUUGGAAACGCAAAGAGGUUGUCCGACGCUCUGGCUCUAGCAUUGGUCAGAAGGACGUUUACUACAUGAGUCCGCGGGGAGAUCGAGUAAGAAGCAGAGUGGAACUGGCCUCAGUGCUCACAAUCGACUUGACACAUUUUGAGUUCAAGACGGGCAAAUUCUUCGAGGGAGAAGGGCAACCAAUAAGAGCCCGAAAUAGAGCGAAGAAGAAACCGCGGGAGCGCUCCUCUUCAGAGUCAAGCUGGUUAGACCGGGAGGGGGCGGACACCCCCGACUCCUUUCACAGACUCACCCCGAGCACCACGCCCAAACAGCAGAACAGUUUUUUGCUCAACAGCUCCACGGGAAUGUUUAAGCAGAAUUCCCGCACUGACCACAGCAAUACGGAGGAUAAAAUCCGACUCCCUUUCCCCACGUCAUCUCGACCGCUUCCGUCAAUAAAAGGAGAGUUUGGGUCAGAAGACAGCAUUCUGGUUUGUGCCAAGUGUGGUAUCUCCUUCACAGGUACAUGGUAUGACAAACAGAGGAAGAGGCCCUGCUGUCCCACCUGCUGGGCAUCAAAGACAAAAGAACAUCCAAUGAUACGUUUCAGGAAGUGGAUUCCCUGUGGGCAGUGUGUGGGCUGUCACAACACAAUCAACUGUGGGCAGUGUGCUAACUGCAAGCAUGGACUGCAGAGCCCCGAGUCCAGGAGGCGCAUAUGCAGGAAACGCAGAUGCAUUUGUCCUAUUCGCAAGAGCCCUGGAAGGAGGAACAUCCAGCAACCUUACAUCACAAGUCCAGAUAUUUGUGACGACAACUCCAGUUUCCAGAAUGAAGUUGCAGAUUCGCAGCAUCCAAGUUUGAAAAGCAGCGACACAGAGAACGUGUCAGUAAACGUGGACAUUGAUGAUGAUGACAUGUCAACGGAUGACGAUGAAGACUGGCACAGAAAGCGGAAGCGACGUUCCUGUGGCGAAUGCAAGGCGUGCCUUUGCAGGAAAGACUGCGGCACAUGCGAUUUCUGCAUCGACAAACCCAAGUUUGGAGGCAGCAACAAGAAGAGACAGAAGUGUCGUUUACGGCAGUGUCAGCGGCAGGCGAUGAGACAUUUGCUGCCCUAUCAGAUAGGAAUAGGCGAGUACGGGUCAGACGGGCCUUUGCUGGCAGGCCGGUCCAGACCUCACUACACCUACAGUCGGAAGUCGAACUUUAAUACCUACAAGGGAUCACAGAGUGGCUUUGAUUUGAGUGACAAUGAGGAUGAAGACAACAAUUUACAACCUAAGAGCUGGAGCAUCGAGCAAGGCAAAGGGCCCAGACACUCUUUUGAUAUGAAUAUGAGAAACUCCCAGUCUAUGCAGAUAAACUACUCAGAUUUGGGUUUGCAGAACGGUCUUCCAGACAGAGUUCCCCACAUCAGCAACCAUAACUAUGCUCAAACUCUCCCACAAGCCCACUGGGGUUCAGAGAGAUCACGCCCAAGAAAAGAUCAGAUUGACGAUGAUGAUGAUGAAGAUGAGGAGGAAGAAGAUGAUGAUGAGGAGGAGGAAGAAGAUGAUGAUGAUGAGGAGGAAGAGUUACCAAUGAUCACACAGAUUUUCAGUUUGGCUGAAAACUCUUUUGGGGGUAGUGCAGACAUGGACAACCAGCUGAUCAAACUGCUGCACGCCCUGCGAUCGUCUGUGUUGCCAAUACUAUGGUACGCUAUAAUGGCAGAGGGCCCCCAGCUGCAGCUCAUCCAGUGCUCGAAGCAGUCCAGCAUGUCGGACACCAUCGUGGUGAUCGACCCCGGCUUCUGCUACCAGGUCACCGUCCAAAAGCAGCCUCUGCUCGCCACCCACCCGCUGUAUGACAGCUUCCCGGCUCGCCUGACCAGCGUGAGUGAAAUAGUGAGCCUGCUGUUGGGUCUGGAGAAGUACACUGUGUGCCAUGGAAUCCCCUCACGAGAAGCAUUACCUCACAACGGCCCCGUCAUUCUGGAGCGCGCGUCGACCUGCGACUUCCUGGUUAAGAAGAACGAAGAAGUCUGUGAGAACUGCAGAUCUCUUUGUGGAUUCUCAACUCACUGAGACAUCACUACAGAUUUUUCCUCGUGCCAUUUUCUUUUUUUCUAAUAAUGAAAAACACAGUCUUACCUCUGUACUGUUGAUCUGAGGAACCACCAAAGGCAUUCCAGGCGCUGUGUGAGUACACCCUGCCCUGUUUUGUUCCCGCCUCCUCCCUAUGACGUUUUAUCUAGGGAGUUUCUACAGCACUGCUUGAUCUUUUUUCCUACCUGAGGAAUGUCCCUUGUUCUCUGGUAACUCCAAACAGAUUUUAGUGGCUCUCAGUUUUUGUUUUGUAGCACUCAAAUAAAGUUCAAGUCAACCCUCUUGUGUUUUCAGCAGCUGCACCACCACCGGAUGACGUGUUUGUUCAUUAGAGCCAUGGAAUUAUUUCAACGAAAUGACAAUUGUCAAAUUUAGAUUAACUUUUACGUUGUAUAGUAACUUAUUUGCCCAACUUUCUAAAUUAUUUAGCUUUUUUUUAUAUAAUAGUCAAAUUUGUACUUUAAAUUUAGGGAACUUUAUAAUAUUAAAAUCCAUAAAUUAGUAGCUCCCAAAAUUAAAUGUUUCACAAAAAAUUUUUUUUCUAUAUUUUUGUUGAAAUUCCUAGUAAAUUAAUACAUCAGUUCAAAAUGGGGCAGCUCUUAAGGUAAAAAAAGAAACAUAUUUCCUUAAGUGUGUAGUUUCUCUUUUUUUUUUUUUUAAUCCACGCGCUUUUAUUUCCAAGAGAUGAUAAUGUGAGACAUUGAUCAUUUCUCUGGCAGUUUGGCAGCACGUUUGCUGCGACUGUCGACUUCCAUCAGGGUCAGAAUCUUCAAGUGAAGGUGCUGUUUUAGUUCUGUCAUCACAUCAAUGCUACUGUUUGACUUCAACGUGUCAAAAUCACCUCCACCUGCCUCCCUUCUGUUUUGGGAUGUCUGUGGAGAAACGUUUUAUUUUUGGGUUAUGUGACAUUUUACGCAAUACGAGAACAUACAUAUUUUUUAAUUAUAAUUUAAAUGUUUGUGUAAGGUUUAAGGGUUAAGUUUUUAUGUCAUUUUUGGAAUUAAAGCUUAUUUGAUGGUU
This is a messenger RNA of Oryzias melastigma (Indian medaka), 4064 nucleotides long. It is a transcript of the gene mbd1b, whose product is annotated as methyl-CpG binding domain protein 1b. The record is from RefSeq and is a predicted model, not a curated record. NCBI's taxonomy places the organism in Eukaryota, Metazoa, Chordata, Actinopteri, Beloniformes, Adrianichthyidae. The transcript is spliced from 16 exons. Gene Ontology annotation, molecular function: zinc ion binding; DNA binding. Bases 498 to 3023 code for a protein of 841 amino acids.